This is a messenger RNA of Drosophila eugracilis, 3126 nucleotides long. It is a transcript of the gene e, whose product is annotated as mycosubtilin synthase subunit C. The record is from RefSeq and is a predicted model, not a curated record. NCBI's taxonomy places the organism in Eukaryota, Metazoa, Arthropoda, Insecta, Diptera, Drosophilidae. The transcript has 7 exons. Bases 287 to 2926 code for a protein of 879 amino acids.
UUUACAAGUACAUAGCACGUUAAGUUGCCAGAGUGCGUAUCAAGUUUUUUUUGGCUGCCCACCAAAAAUCAAAAGUGAAACGCAAGUGAAGUGACCAAAAAGGAAGUUUUCAAACUGGUAGACUCACUUUAAAGUCAAAAUUAAUUAAAAAUAAAUAAAGGUCAAAAUAAACGUGCUUAGUGUUAAACGGCCACAGAUAAACAUUUGAAAGAGCGAGAUACAACAAACUGUUCAAAUUAAUCCAAGUAAAAGAAUUUUUCAAUACCCACGUUAAAAUAAAAUAAAGAUGGGUUCGUUGCCACAAUUGUCGAUUGUUAAGGGUCUGCAGCAAGACUUUGUGCCGAGAGCCCUGCACCGCAUCUUCGAGGAGCAGCAGCUGCGGCAUGCCGACAAGGUGGCUCUGAUCUAUCAGCCGGACACUCCAGGACACGGUAUGGCGCCCAGUCAGAGCAGCUAUCGCCAGAUGAACGAGCGGGCAAACCGAGCAGCUAGGCUCUUGGUAGCCGAAACCCAUGGCCGCUUCCUGCAGCCGAACAGCGAUGGCGACUUCAUCGUUGCCGUAUGCAUGCAGCCCUCUGAGGGACUGGUCACUACACUGCUGGCUAUCUGGAAGGCUGGAGGAGCAUAUCUCCCCAUCGAUCCCAGUUUCCCGGCGAACCGUAUUCACCACAUCCUGCUUGAGGCGAAACCCACUUUAGUGAUACGCGACGACGACAUCGAUUCUGGGCGUUUCCAGGGAACUCCAACACUUUCCGCUACGGAACUGUAUGCGAAAUCCCUUCAGCUGGCUGGUUCCAAUCUACUCUCAGAGGAAAUGCUACGCGGUGGUAAUGACCACAUCGCCAUUGUACUUUACACCUCGGGCAGCACGGGUGUUCCAAAGGGAGUACGGCUGCCGCACGAGAGCAUCCUUAACCGGCUGCAGUGGCAGUGGGCCACUUUUCCGUAUACGACCAAUGAAGCAGUAAGCGUUUUCAAGACGGCUCUUACCUUCGUGGACUCGAUCGCCGAACUGUGGGGUCCGCUGAUGUGUGGUCUAGCCAUUCUGGUGGUACCCAAGGCUGUAACUAAGGAUCCACAGCGAUUGGUAGCCCUGCUGGAGCGUUAUAAGAUCAGGCGCUUGGUGCUGGUACCGACUCUUUUGAGAUCGCUGCUUAUGUAUCUGAAGAUGGAAGGAGGCGGAGCAGCUCAGAAACUCCUUUAUAACCUGCAAAUAUGGGUCUGCUCCGGGGAACCCCUAUCCGUGGCUCUUGCCAGCAGCUUCUUUGACUACUUUGAUGAGGGAGUGCACCGGCUGUAUAACUUUUACGGAUCUACAGAGGUGUUGGGCGAUGUCACCUUCUUUGCCUGCGAGAGCAAGAAGCAGCUGAGUCUGUACGACAAUGUGCCUAUUGGCAUACCUGUUUCGAAUACGGUUAUUUAUCUUCUGGAUGCUGACUAUCGCCCGGUGAAGAACGGCGAGAUUGGUGAAAUCUUUGCUUCGGGGCUCAACUUGGCUGCUGGUUAUGUCAACGGACGCGAUCCCGAGCGCUUCCUAGAAAACCCACUGGCUGUGGAAAAGAAAUACGCUCGUCUCUAUCGCACUGGCGAUUACGGAUCCUUGAAGAACGGCAGCAUUAUGUACGAGGGACGCACCGACUCCCAAGUAAAGAUCCGUGGACAUCGCGUUGACCUUUCCGAGGUGGAGAAGAAUGUAGCCGAGCUCCCGCUCGUGGAGAAGGCCAUCGUUUUGUGCUACCAUGCUGGACAGGUAGAUCAGGCUAUCCUGGCGUUUGUUAAGCUCCGCGAUGACGCACCCAUGGUCACCGAGAUGCAGAUGGAGGCGCGCCUCAAGGACAAACUGGCCGAUUACAUGACGCCCCAAGUGGUCAUUUUGGAGCACGUUCCGCUUUUGGUGAACGGCAAGGUUGAUCGUCAGGCGCUACUUAAAACCUAUGAGACGGCCAACAACAAUGAAGGUGACUCUAGCAUUGUCCUGGACUUUGAUUAUUCCCAGGUACCCGAGGAUCUGAAGCUCACGGCUCGGGAUCUCUUCGAGACAGUGGGUGGAGUAAUUGGUCGCUCUACUAGGGCAACUUUGGCUCCACACAGUAACUUCUAUGAGCUGGGCGGCAACUCCCUGAACUCCAUCUUCACGGUGACCCUGCUGCGCGAGAAGGGCUACAACAUUAGCAUUUCCGAGUUCAUUGCGGCCAAGAAUCUGGGCGAAAUAAUCGAGAAAAUGGAAGCCAAUCAUGAUGCAGUGCAGCUCGAAGAGGAGACCUUGAACGCCUGUCCCCAUCUAAAGAUGGAGGCGGUGCCUCUACGCCUGGAGCACCGUCAGGAAGUCAUCGACAUCAUUGUGGCUAGCUUUUACAAUAAGGCCGACCUGGAGCAAUGGCUCAAACCUGGAGUUUUGCGAACCGAUUACAGCGAUAUCCUGAACGAUAUUUGGAAUGUGUUGGUGGAGCGGGAUCUUAGUUUCGUGAUCUACGAUCGGAACACGGAUCGCAUCAUUGGCACAGCGCUGAACUUUGAUGCGCGGAACGAGCCCGAGGUGGACAUCAAGUCCAAGCUGCUCAUUGUCUUCGAGUUCCUUGAGUUCUGCGAAGGUCCAAUUAGGGAUAACUACCUGCCAAAGGGCCUCAACCAGAUCCUGCACUCGUUUAUGAUGGGCACCGCCGAGAAACUGAAUCCCCGUGAGAACAUCGCCUGCAUGCACUUCAUGGAGCACGAGGUGCUGCGGGUGGCCCGUGAGAAGCAGUUUGCCGGCAUCUUCACCACCAACACCAGUCCGCUGACGCAACAGCUGGCCGACGUCUACCACUACAAAACGCUCCUCAAUUUCCAGGUGAACGAGUAUGUGCAUUCCGACGGCAGCCGUCCCUUCGGAGAUGCUCCAGACGAGCAGCGCGCCAUCGUCCACUGGAAGGAGGUAGCCAAGUAGGACAACCCGGUGGACUUGUCACCAAACCAGAUCUGCAGCGAAUUUAUCACGCACCACGUAUUAUAUUUAACUAGGAUAUCGUACCACCUAGUAUUAGCCCUAGGCAUAGUGUAACUUAGCGAGAAGUUUCGUAAGUUUGUGUUGACUAGUUGUAAGCUUCCGAUUUCGAUACAAUUAAAGAAACAACAAUCGAUAAUUAA